AUGCACAACAGAUAUGAUCCCGCCGGACAAUCAUUUCUAGCUGCCUGGAAUGACGUAUUUAGAGUGAUUGACUACGGAACAAUUAUAAUUUUUUUUGCGAUAUUCCCAUUUUACGUGUACGUUCACAAAAUUAAUGAUGUGAAAGAUAGGGAAGCACUCGUUUUUCCGAUUACAAAUCACUUCUACAAAACAGUAGUUUUAAUGAUCAUUGGAUACGUUAUUGUUGUCCUACUGGUGUUGUUUCUUGCCACGAAUUCAAUACUUAGUUACAUCGGGUUUCUGUCAUUGCCUGCUUGGGCGUUGGUUAUUGUAACAUACCACUUAAUUGUGGAAGUGUUUCAUGUUCUAAUAUCUCUCCUUGCUAUAGAAAAGUUUCUCAUCUACUUUUUUCCAUCAUGGGAGAAAAAUGUGCUGAUUGUGCAAAAGUUUGUACAAAAAUAUAUACUACUACUGUACUUGGGGUGUUGUUUGAAGUAUGCGUUACUUUACGCGCUCGAAUCCUGGUUUGGUGGAGGAAGAGGUUGGGAAUUGUCGUAUGGUAUCUCAUACUACAGCCUAUACAUCUUACUGUUUAUAUCUGUACUCCUCUACAUCCCAGUUAUAAUUAGCGUUCGGAAAUUAUCCCAUUUACAAUCUGCUCAACUAAACAACCCACAACGAUACAUCAUGAUUCAAAUAAUCGUCGUAUUCAUUGUGAAGAUCGUAAAUAUCAUCCCAAGAAGCUUUGUGGCAUUUCUUUACAAAGAUCCAUUGUACCAGAUUCUAAUAGUUCCUUCCCUUUCUGAUAUUGUUGCAGUGCCACUUAUUGUACAAGUAUCGUAUUUGGGAAGUAACAAGAGGAACUGGAAUUUAUUGUUUAAAAAGUUCAGUUUUAUGAAAUUUGGAAAAGUUUUGUUAUUUGGAUAUAGCGACACAGAAGUAGUUCGGCCACUACAAUUGGAGUCAACCAUGUUUCCUCCGCGAUUUUAG
Caenorhabditis elegans is the source of this 969-nucleotide messenger RNA. RefSeq names its product Serpentine Receptor, class Z (gene srz-62). NCBI's taxonomy places the organism in Eukaryota, Metazoa, Nematoda, Chromadorea, Rhabditida, Rhabditidae. The transcript is spliced from 6 exons. The coding region runs from base 1 to 969 and encodes 322 amino acids. The record is from RefSeq and is marked reviewed.